UCCACAACUCACAAAAAACCCCCCAUCUCUCACUCUCUUCUCUCUCCCUUCUUCUUCUUCACUUAAAAAAAAAUCCAAAUCCAAAGGCAGAUUUUGAGCAAUGGAACAACAAAACUCUGCAACAAUGCAGAGUCUAAACACAGAAGAAGAAGAAGAAGUAGAAUCAUCCAAAUCUACUAAAAAAGGAGGCCUUCUCACUAUGCCUUUCAUUAUAGUGAACGAGUCGUUGGAGAAAGUGGCGAGUUACGGGCUAUUACCCAAUAUGAUAUUGUACUUAAUGAAGGAUUACAAUUUGGGAUUUGCUAAAGGAAAUAACAUCCUCUUUUUUUGGUCUGCUGCUACCAAUUUCAUGCCUCUUCUCGGUGCUUUUCUCUCUGAUUCUUAUUUGGGUCGUUUCCUCACCAUUGGCUUUGGCUCCAUUGCCAGUUUCUUGGGCAUGUUACUUCUAUGGCUAACGGCGAUGGUUCCGGCGACGAAACCACCGGCGUGCGAUCAGCUCCACCCUGAGACCUGCCGAUCUCCGACCGCCGGCCAAAUGACACUUCUCGCCACGGCCUUGAUCCUGAUGUCCAUCGGGGCCGGCGGCGUCCGACCGUGCACUCUGGCCUUCGGCGCCGACCAAAUCGACCGGCGGGAGAAUCCGAACAACAAAAGAAUGCUGGAGAGAUUCUUCGGGUGGUACUACGCAUCGGCUUCGUUUUCAGUUCUAAUCGCAUUAACCGGAAUUGUUUACAUUCAAGAUCACGUGGGUUGGAAAGUGGGAUUCGGAGUUCCGGCGAGUCUUAUGCUUUUCGGUACCGUUCUGUUCUUUGCGGCUUCGUCGAUUUAUGUGAAACAGAAGGCUACCAAGAGUUUGUUUAGUAGCUUUGCGCAAGUCGCCGUCGCCGCGUUUAAGAAUCGGAGAUUCCCACUCCCACCGUCGCCGGCGUCUAAUAAGUGGUUUUAUCAUAAGGACUCUUGUUUCACUCAACCCUCUGAUAAGCUCAGGUUUUUGAAUAAAGCCUGUGUGGUGAAGAACCCAGGGCAAGACAUCGCCGGCGACGGUACCGCUGCAGAUCCAUGGAGUUUAUGCACAGUGGAGCAAGUGGAAGAACUCAAAACCCUAAUCAAAGUAAUUCCGAUCUGGUCCACCGGCGUAAUGAUGUCCAUUAACAUCAGCCAAAGCUCUUUCCCUCUUCUUCAAGCCAAAUCCAUGGACCGUCACAUCUCUUCCACUUUCCAAAUCCCCGCCGGCUCAUUCGGCACCUUCGUCAUCAUCACCAUCGUCAUCUGGGUCAUCCUCUACGACCGCGCCAUUCUCCCUCUCGCCUCCAAAAUCCGCGGCAAACCAGUCCAUUUUGGAGUCAAAUCUCGAAUGGGAGCCGGUCUCGUUUGCUCCGCCAUGUCAAUGGCACUCUCCGCCAUCGUCGAGAACAUCCGCCGCAGAAAAGCCAUCGCACUAGGCAUCGUCGAUGAUCCCAACGCCGUCGUCGACAUGUCGGCUCUGUGGCUCGUUCCACAACAUUGCUUGAAUGGAUUGGCCGAAGCCCUAAAUGCGAUUGGCCAAACUGAGUUUUACUACUCCGAAUUCCCCAAAACGAUGUCGAGCGUUGCUUCUUCAUUGUUCGGAUUGGGAAUGGCGGUGGCAAAUUUGUUGGCUAGUGCGAUUAUGAGUACUGUGGAUAAUGUAACUUCGAAAGGGGGAAAAGAGAGCUGGGUUUCGAAGAACAUAAACAAAGGGCAUUUCGAGAAUUACUAUUGGCUUCUUGCAAUUUUGAGUGCUAUCAAUAUCUUGUACUAUGUUGUGUGUAGCUGGGCUUAUGGACCGAGUGUGGAUCAGAGAAGAACCGCCAUGGACGACGGAAAGAUCAGCUCAAAUGAGGAAGAAUUGUCAAUGUUGGAAGCUAGGGUUAAGGAAGAAGAAGGAGAGUUCCAAAAGGCCAAGGAAUUGCAGGCUUGAAUAUGGAGUUUGUGUGUGUGUAUAUACGUUCUUUUUGUUGGUCAGUGUACUAUUUGUUUGAUCAAACAGCCAAGAGGGGCAUAAUCAUAUAUAUAUGUAUAAUCCUAAGUUUGCAUUUGCAUAUUCUAUAAUUUAUUUCUCCUUCUGAGUUA
Molecule: messenger RNA, 2091 nt
Organism: Benincasa hispida (wax gourd)
Lineage: Eukaryota; Viridiplantae; Streptophyta; Magnoliopsida; Cucurbitales; Cucurbitaceae
Product: protein NRT1/ PTR FAMILY 1.1
Biological process (GO): transmembrane transport
Cellular component (GO): membrane
Molecular function (GO): transmembrane transporter activity
Source: RefSeq, a predicted model, not a curated record